Molecule: messenger RNA, 6604 nt
Organism: Phyllopteryx taeniolatus (common seadragon)
Lineage: Eukaryota; Metazoa; Chordata; Actinopteri; Syngnathiformes; Syngnathidae
Gene: hdac7a
Product: histone deacetylase 7a
Exons: 26
Coding region: 377-3280 (967 amino acids)
Biological process (GO): negative regulation of transcription by RNA polymerase II; chromatin organization
Cellular component (GO): histone deacetylase complex
Molecular function (GO): histone deacetylase activity
Source: RefSeq, a predicted model, not a curated record
AGGGAAGGGAAGGGGAGUUGUACUGGAGGGGGCCGGACUUUCUUUCAGCAACUUCGCCGCGACAACUCUCUUUUCUUCGUCCUCCUCCUCAGCUCCGCCGUAAAGCCUCCUGACAACAGCACCGCCACCUCCGGUUCGGGCGUUAGCUGGAUAGAUAUAUAUAUAUAUACAUAUAUAUAUAUAUAUCUAUAUAUAUAUAUAUAUAUAUAUAUAUAUACUUCAACGAGUUUUUGGAUCCACGCGGAGGCUCGAAUGUUUGUCUUCCAAGAUGGAAUCAGCGCCCAUUAAGGACACCAUAAAGAUAUAAAGAGGGGCGGUCCAGCAUAUUUUAUCCGGCGACAGAGAUUCCUGUGUGUUGUGCGUCACCUCGUUUCUCAUGGACCUCAGGGUGGGAGAGCGGGGGAUGCGCCCUGGCUCCGACACGGCACUCCUCACACCCCUGCACCCGCCGUUGCUUCUCAGCCCAUUCUCCUCGCAGACCCGCACCUCCUUCUCCCAACAGCAGCUUCAACAGCACAUACGGUUCAAUAUGGAGCAGCGGCGACGUGAACAGGAACACAAUGAGAAGCAACAAGAAUUGCAGCAGCUCAAAAACAAGGACAAGAGUCAACAAAGUGCAGUGGCCAGUUCGCUGGUUAAACAGAAACUCCAGGAGGUCAUCUUGAAGAAGCAGAAGCAGGCGGCACUAGAAAGAACAAGCGCCAACACUUUGACUCCUACGCCAGUGGCAUACAGAAAACUGGGCCCGGACCAGAGUAUUUCCUCCCAACCUCUGGUCUCGUCUCCCUCGCUGCCUCCUUCUGAGGGUUCAGAAGGGACGCGUCUGCGCAGAGCAGCAUCUGAGCCCAACCUAAAAGUGAAGCACAAGCUGAAGAAACAUCUCAACACCCGCCAGAGCCCGCUCACCCGCAAAGAGAGCGCGCCACCCACCAUUAGACACAGAGUACCUGAUACACUGGCAGACUCCUCGCCCAGCAGUAGCAGCACUCCGGUCUCGGGCUGUAGUUCCCCCAAUGACAGUCUUCCCAGUGAAAACGGGCUAGUGCCAUCUGCAGGCGGCCUCUCACAUGAGGCACAAAAGCUGCUGCUCAGAGAUGGCACUCUGGCAAACUUCACCAUCCAGAGUCCUUCCACUCUGCCUACCAUCACGCUGGGACUACCGGCCAAUGCCAGGGUUGAAGGUGAGCUGUCCCCGCUGAAGCUUGGUCGAGGGCCCCUGGUCGCAGCCGGGGCCCCGCAGGUAUUUUUGCCCCUGAGCAGAGACGAUCAAGCGGGUCAGCUCAGCUCACGCCUUCCUGUUAUCAUCCUGGAACCGUCAGGACUGGUACACGCGCCACUACUCACUGCAGUUCCUGGACUCGACUCGGUCCCACUACAGUUUUCCCCUCAUUUGGACCAACUGUCUCCGGGGGGCGCUCAGGCCCACAAGCCCCUGAGCAGAACACGCUCAGAGCCCCUCCCGCAGAAUCCGCGGACCCUUCACUCACACCUCCUGCAACAGCACCACAACACACAACUACUGGAGCGAUUAAAACAGCAGACUCACCUUGGCAAGCUUAUGUCCAAGUCCAGCGAAAAGCCCAGACUGCAUCAGAUCCCUUCCGAGGACAUGGACUCAGAGGACGGCGGGGUAACGUCGCCAUCAGAGACGACCUUUCAGAGCAGAGCGAGGGCAGAUUCUCUGAGGGAGGCGGAGCCAACUACAUCCAGUAACCAAGAGCAAAUCAACCUGCAACAUGCACUCAUACUCAACCAGUCAUUACUGUGGGAGCAGCAGAAGCAGCUGCAGCAGUUGCAUCGACAGAUGGAGACGCUGGCGGUACCGAUGCUGCGUAGUGGUGGAGGCGGUGCGGUCUGUGGCGCGUUGGCUGUGCAUCGGCCCUUGUCACGUACACAGUCCUCCCCAGCCUCCACGUCUCUCACUCUGCCUGAAAAACCUCUGAGCCUGACCGGGCAGGAGGCCAGCAGCAACUCCCGCUUCACCACUGGACUGGUGUAUGAUUCACAGAUGCUGAAGCACCAGUGUGCCUGUGGAGACAACAGCAGUCACCCAGAGCAUGCUGGGAGAAUACAAAGCAUCUGGUCCCGCCUACAGGAGAGAGGCCUGAGGGGGCAGUGUGAGAGCAUUCGUGGUCGUAAGGCAACUUUGGAAGAGCUGCAGUCCGUCCAUACAGAGCGCCAUGUUUUGCUCUAUGGCACCAACCCGCUCAACAGGCUCAAACUGGACAACCGCAAACUGGCAGGUAUCCUCUCCCAAAGGAUGUUUGUCAUGUUACCGUGCGGAGGCGUUGGGGUUGACAACGACACCAUCUGGAACGAGUCGCACACGUCCACAGCGUCACGCAUGGCCGCUGGCAGUGUUGUCGAGCUGGCUGUCAGAGUCGCCAAGGGUGAGCUCAAGAACGGCUUUGCUGUGGUCAGACCACCAGGGCACCAUGCAGAUCCGUCCAACCCAAUGGGUUUCUGCUACUUUAAUUCCGUGGCAAUCGCUGCCAAACAGCUCCAACAGAAGCUCAGUGUCAGCAAAAUUCUCAUUGUUGAUUGGGACGUUCACCAUGGUAACGGGACCCAGGAAAUUUUUUACAGUGACCCAAGCGUCCUCUAUAUGUCGCUACAUCGCUAUGAUCAUGGCAACUUCUUUCCUGGCAGCGGCUCACCUGCUGAGGUCGGCUCUGGCGCUGGUGAGGGCUUCAACGUGAAUGUGGCAUGGACAGGUGGACUGGACCCUCCCAUGGGGGAUGCAGAGUACCUUGCUGCAUUCAGGACCGUGAUGAUGCCCAUCGCCCAAGAGUUUUCUCCAGACGUCGUUCUGGUCUCCGCCGGGUUUGACGCUGCCGAGGGCAACCCCGCACCUCUUGGAGGGUACAAGGUCUCUGCCAAAUGUUUUAGCUUUCUGACUCACCAGCUGAUGUCUCUAGCAGGGGGCCGUCUGGUUUUGUCCCUCGAGGGAGGUCAUGACCUCACAGCCAUUUGCGAUGCAUCUGAGGCCUGUGUCAGUGCGCUUCUUGGUGCACAGGACCCACUGUCAGAAGAGGUCCUGCUCCAGGAACCAAAUGCUAACGCUAUCCGCUCCCUGCAGACGGUCAUACAAAUUCAAAGUCAGUACUGGCAGAGUGUGAAGGCUUACAGCGGCUCCGUGGGUCUGUCCUACCUGGCCGCUCAGAGACGAGAUUGCGAGGAAACGGACGCCGUCAAUGCGCUGGCCUCGCUCUCCGUGGGAGUUCUUUCCAGCGAAAGGCUUCCAGAUGAACCAAUGGAACAUGACAGUGACUCCAUGUGACCAAACGCCUAACUCAACUCCCAUUCAGGAACCAGGCUGGCUCCACUUGUAGCACUGGAUUGCCAGCACUGCUCACGAGCAUGACAGUGGGCGGGGGCGAGUGUGUGUGUGUGGGGCGGGGGGGGGUACAACCUUCCAUCCAUCUGCCUUAUCGCCACAAAGACACGCAAACGUAGUAUAAGCACCUCAACGCUGAGAACCACUCAGCGGUAACCUUGUGAAACCUCACCAAAGAGCAAUACAAGAUGUUUUAUGAACUUGACUGACAAUGAAUUGUGCCUUUUGUACAGCACAACAGCUCUGUGAACACACACACACACACACACACACAUGCAUGCACACCAUUGAAAUGUUGCAGAUGAUGUCUUUCCUGCCUCAAGUUGGCCUUAAUGUUCGGACCAAGAACCGCAUCCUUUGAAUGUCUUUUGGAUUCUGCCCCAAAAUCCCUUUUUGAAGCACAUGGCAACCAAAUUGAAUGACUGACAUCAGGUCAAAGCAUGCACACGUGUAUACACACACACACACACACAAAUGAGAAAACGUGCGACAGUGGGAAAAAAUACAGAAGAUUUUGUGUUUUUUAUCGUGUCCCGAAUGCAGUUUGACCACUACGAGAGGAUGAAGACACAACUGCAAUUUUGUAGAAAGAAAAAGGGCAAAAGGUCCUUGUUGCUUGAUUGCACUGUUCAUUCCUUAAUGUGAAGCGUUUGAAAUUCCAAAGCUCGGGGGGGGGCAAAAACAAUACUCCAACUCUCUUAAAAGAUGUUUUUAUUUGUUUUUAACAUGUAACUGAAUGGUAUUUGCAUUUAUCUUUUAACUUACGACCUCCUAACUGCACCAUACUGUAUACACUAGUAUUGAAUAGUGUUUCUCAUUCCACCCAAGCGGACCAUUCAAAUAAGUAACAGUAAUCUUGAUGCACUUGAAUACAUCACCCAAGUAGAACUGCCUGAAAAUACCCUGCUUUUGGAAAUAAGGGCUUCAAUAGCAACACGAUAGGGACCGUAAUGUACACGAGGGAUGACCUUUCCCACACUGGUGAGAAUUAAGUAUUUAUGAAAUAUUAUUUUAAUGGGACAAGAGCUUCUCUCUCUGGUUGUGUUUGGGGCAGAUGAUAGCUCAACAGUGCCUCUGCUGGUUGUCGUGUUACACUCCAUUUUAGCCUCAUAUGCGUCAAGAACUGAGUGUUUCUCAAUCGCAGAAUUGUUAACGACCAAUUCAUGGAUUAAUUUGACCAUGCAGAAUGUAUACUGUUCUUAUAAGCAUUUAAACCUGUGGAUUGGGUGAGGAACACAUUCAAAGACUGAUGUCCAUAUUCAUACUUUAGUCCUCAAUUGAGUCUUAAUUUAAGGAACUAACUAACACAAGUCUUAUGUUGUUUUUUUUUUUUUUAAAUGUAGCUCAGCUCAGGCUCAGAGAAGAAUUUAGUAAUAUUGUAUACAACAAGUAAUGCACUGUAAUUAGUAGCAAUUGGACAUGUUUUUUUUAAUGCAUGUUUUGAAAAUCUAUGUCUUAAUCCUCUAGCGAGUCUAACCACACUAGCCGCCAUUACGAUGGCAGAAUGUUGUCUUUUGCGAAGAGAAUGGCCUCUUUGUCACAAGUUUUUUUUGUUUGUUUUUUGUUUUUUGCGACGUAGAGCGAAAGUGGGAAAACCCUGGUCAUGUUCUAUCACUUCAAAACUAAAAAAAAAAAAGAAUAAGUGUAAUAAUGUGACCUUUAACCUGUAUAACUCGAUUGAAAACAGACACAUCUUUGUGGAGACAAACAACAAUACACAAUAGGCUGGAUACCAAAGACUUAAGGGCAUAAUUUGACAUUAACAAAUGAUUUUGCCAGAGAAUACAGUAGUUGCAGUUAUGAACGUAAUGUGCGGAUCAACUUUUUGUGCAAUUUCUUACUAGAGUCUCAUCAGACGAUCCUGGUAAUUAUCAUUAACUCCUCUUACAGGGUUAUAGUAACACGCAAAAGGGCUCUGAACAACCCAAAAUAAGGAUUGUAUUGAAUUGUUUUGUUAGCAUUAAUAUUACGUAGAGUAGUUUGUUGUUGUUGUUUUGCCGAACACACGAGACGCUCCAAAACCAAUGAAUUUAAAUGUAAGGUAUGCAUCCAUAAUCGGUGUUUGUGAGUUUAUUGCUCAUGAUUUAUGCCACCUCUGGGGAUUUUUGGUUCAGUUAUUCACAAAAACGCCAAACACAAUAUGCACAAUGCAUUUAUUGCAUCAAAGAACCCGAUCUUAUAAUUGACUUUAAUCAAAUUUUUGUUCUAUAUAUCCAUCUUAAACAAUGAAUCUUUUGUAUUGUUUGUGACGCAUUUAAAGCUGGAUUCCAUGUAGGACUAGGCGUCCAAUUCUGAUUUAAUACCCUUACAGUAUCUGAUUUUUGUGACUGUCUAUUUCCAUGUACAUUUCAAGUGAUACGUAUCGAAAUAUGGCUUGUGUUUACACUGACGGAAGACAUGAAACAACCAAAUUCAACGUCAAUAGCUCCGCAGGCAUCGGCACCGAGCAGUGACAACACACAAGUGAACAACAAAAAUAUCAAACUUGCAUACCUUUUAAUUAAAAAAAAAAAAGAACAAAAAUGCAAUUGUGUGACUUGACUCAUGCAGUGUACAUCCAGCUGAGGAGCCUUUUUCCAAUCAGGGUUCUUUUCAGUCCUCUCUAAAUUUAUGAAAAAAAUAUAAUGCAAUGGCCAAACACGUUUAUUAUCAUACAAUAAAUUACGAGCAUUUGUUGGUUCAGUUUCUCUGAAGUUGUAUUUGUUUUUUGUAUUCCACGGUGGGAUGAAAUGCACUCACAGGCUGUACGUUCCCCACCCCUGCUUUAAACCAAUGACUUGUGUUGCGUGGCUCUUUCACAGCAUGUGGUGUCCAUGAAGUAAAAAUGUACGUGUGCUGUGUGCGCGCGUGUACUCGUACGGGAUUUGCAGUACUGUCGUGUUAUCUGUUAUCAUCAAAAGCCCCAGUAGACGUUUGUUGUCUUAUGCAGAGGCCAAUAUGGCCUCCCGUCUUCUUAACUGCCUCCAGUGCUGAUGUCAUGUGUACUCUCCUUUUAAGAAAUACACUGUAAAUAGAAUCUCCAAAGACCAAAAUACACAUCAGCCACGUGCCUUGUUGCAUUCAGUAGUUAUAUGUGUAUUGGUAACUCUUCUUAACUAACUGGACUUGCAGUAAUACUGUUGAAUUGGAUUUUAUGCUAUUCUUUCUUAAUGACCUAUACUGUGUGUUUUUAUCCAAUUUCUUACCGUGUGUAUGUAUAGAAAGAUUUUCUAUUUUGUACUUUUGUCUUUUCCUCCUGAUUAAAAAGAAAUACUUUUUGAAAACAAA